AUGUUUCAAACAGUCAAUGCCUUAAUCGGGACUGUAAACCACUUUUUAUGGCGACCAGAAUUCGCUGCAUACAUGGUUGAAGGUACUCCAGGUGUACCAUAUGGAGGACUGUUGGCAUGUUUCAAUGUUGUCGAGGCAAAUAUGGUCGUGCGUCGUAAGGAAGUGCAAAAAAUGCUGAAAAAGGAAGAUCUGAGUGCUCUUGGCGAAGGCGAUAUGAUUAGCGCUGCUAAGCCAGACCACAUCUACAUGGAUCAUAUGGGUUUUGGUAUGGGAUGCUGUUGUUUACAGGUAACUUUCCAAGCCGUAAAUGUAGAGGAAGCUCGAUGGCUAUACGAUCAACUUACUCCUAUCACUCCCAUUCUUCUCGCUCUAUCGGCUGCAACGCCGAUCUUUCGGAGCAAACUAGCAGAUGUUGACUCACGAUGGGAUAUCAUUAGCGCGAGUGUGGAUGAUCGAACAGCCGAGGAACGCGGGCUAGUUCCGCUGAAGAACUCGAAGUGGAGGAUUGCGAAAAGUCGUUAUGAUUCUACUGACUGCUACAUCUACCCAUGCUCAGUGGCUUACAAUGACAUACCGCUACAGUAUGAUGAGGCAAUCUACCAACAGCUGCGAGAUGGUGAUAUUGAUGAACCGCUGGCUAAGCACAUUGCUCACAUGUUUAUAAGAGAUCCACUCCAGGUAAGCAGCAUAUAACU
Messenger RNA from Cylicostephanus goldi, 695 nucleotides. NCBI's taxonomy places the organism in Eukaryota, Metazoa, Nematoda, Chromadorea, Rhabditida, Strongylidae. The record is from the annotation of a GenBank genome assembly.